Theobroma cacao (cacao) is the source of this 1747-nucleotide messenger RNA. RefSeq names its product WRKY transcription factor 72A. Gene Ontology annotation, molecular function: DNA-binding transcription factor activity; sequence-specific DNA binding. Gene Ontology annotation, biological process: regulation of DNA-templated transcription. NCBI's taxonomy places the organism in Eukaryota, Viridiplantae, Streptophyta, Magnoliopsida, Malvales, Malvaceae. The record is from RefSeq and is a predicted model, not a curated record.
CUACUCGAAUCAGCCAAGGCCAAGAUGGGAGAGGUUAAAGAAGAGAAUGAAAGGUUAAGACUGUUACUAUCCCAAAUCAUGAAGGACUACCAGUCUUUGCAUAUGCGUUUCCGUGACAUUCUUCAGCAAGAAGAAGAAGCGAAGAAGUCCACCGAGACAGCCCCAAGCCAUCAAGGAAAUGAAGAACAUGAUCUUGUCUUCCUUAGCCUGGGGAGAAGUUCGGGUACUGAGUCUAAGAAAGAAGAGAAAAAGAGCAGCAACCUGAGUAAUAAUGGCAAAGAAGAUGAGAAACCGAAUGGUAAUGAAGGACUUGCACUUGGCUUGGAAUGCAAAUUUGUGCCCGCUGGUUCAACCGAGAAGAACCCAUGCCCUGAAACUAGCUUCGGGAAACAGGAGGAAGAGGAACCAGCUGAGAUAUGGCCACCAAGUAAGAUUCUCAAGACGGUGAGAAGUGGGGAUGAAGAUGCAGAAGAGCAAAUGCAGUUCAAGAAAGCAGCUAGAGUUUCUGUCAGAGCAAGAUGUGACACUCCGACGUUGAACGAUGGGUGUCAGUGGAGAAAAUAUGGACAGAAAAUAGCAAAAGGAAAUCCAUGUCCCCGAGCAUACUACCGUUGCACAGUCUCACCGACUUGUCCUGUGAGGAAACAGGUACAAAGAUGUGCUGAGGAUAUGUCCAUCUUGAUCACAACAUAUGAAGGGAACCACAACCAUCCUCUACCCCUAAGUGCAACAGCCAUGGCUUCCACCACUUCUGCAGCAGCUUCCAUGCUGCAGUCUCAAUCAUCAAGCUCACAACCGGGCCUUGGGACCUCAGUUUCUGCCCCCAACUCCACAUCUUUUGCUGCUCACCUCCAUGGUCUAAACUUCAACUUCUCCCACAAUUCAAGGCCAUAUCAACACUAUUUCCCUAACUCUUCAAUCUCAACUACCAAUUCUCACCCCACUAUCACUCUUGAUCUUACUGCACCAGCCAACUCCUCAUAUUUCACUAGACUUUCAAAUGCACCCAGAUACUCAUCGACAUGUCUCAACUUCUCCUCUUCACCAUCUUCUUCUUUAGAAGGCGCCAUUAAUAACCCACAAACAUCUUGGAACACAGGCCACUUAAACUUUGGGGCACUUUCUAACCAUAAAAAUAGCUUUUUUGGGCCAUUGAAUAAUCUAGGAAGGCAACCACCUCAAGAACACUUGUACCAAUCAUACAUGCAAAUGACCAACCAGACUCCUCAUCAGCAGUCUUUAUCAGAGACAAUAACAGCUGCAACCAAGGCGAUUACAUCAAAUCCAAGCUUUCGAUCUGCCUUAGCGACUGCCUUCACCUCCUUCGUUGGAAAUGGAGGUGGUGUGCCAAUAUUAGACAAUCAUAGUGAAAAUGAAGCGAAGUGGGGUGAGUCACUUCCUCUGAGAACAGCCCUGCACCAUGCAGCUGUAGACAAGGAAGUAGGGUGUGCAUCAAGCUACCUGGGAAAGUCUUCAUCCAUGAAUUCUCAGCAACAACAACAAAAGCAAGGAAGCUUACUACUGUUCCCAACUAAUUCAUUGCCAUUUCCAACGUCCAAGAGUACUCCAGGUCCGCCUGCAGAUGCUAGCAAUCAAAUUAAGUGAUGGGCUAUUGGAAAAGCUAGUGUGUGUUUAACUUUCCACAAGCUAAUGUAGUGGAGACGCGGGAGAGUAGACUAAAGAGUAAAAAGAAUUCUUACUAUUUGUUUUUUAACUUUUGCACAAAGAAUCAACUUUUUGUUUCUUA